GAUGCAUACUAUUCAGGGGCUGUUUUCUUCAGCAGGCAGCUGGUGAUCUCUCUUCCUGUAUUCAUGGGGCAGUUUUGAGGGGGUGGUAAGAAAAGGAAGAGGGGAAGUAGUCCUAGGUGCCCGGGCAGCCCUCUUGGUUCACAUAUGCAAACUUUACGAGUGAUCUCUUGACUUGUGGUGUGAUCUGCUUAGUGUAAGUUAUGUUUCAAGCAGUGCUUCCUGAGGAGGAUGUGGGAGUCGUGCAAAGGCAGGAGGAGAUCCCUCAGAUGGGGUGGAUUCUGUGUCUGCUGUUCUCAUCUAACAGUCAGGAGAUUUGGCACUGGCCAGGAAAUGGAAACCCAGCCUCUGUCUUGUGCAGCCUUAAUUUUAUGUGUUCAGCAACCUAAUCUUGGUGGUAGAUUGUUUAAUACAGAAAAAGUUAUGUGAAAGGUGAGAAGAAAUGAAGUGCUAGGACCAAGGCUUUGUUCUGCUGCAAAGAGAGCUUUGGAGAGUUAGAGACAGAUCUUUAAUGUUUUUAAAUAUGAUGGUAUCUUCUACUUCCCUUGGAAAGCGGGACUCUUCUUAGAGGUAAGCAGGACUUACCUCUUCUCGACAAUGAAUGAACAUCACUGUGUUAUUAUUGGUACAUGCCUCUUCAUCACCUCUAGCAAUAUAUCUGGGCAAUGCAAAUGAUGAAUAUUUGAUGGACUAAAGGAAUGUAUUAAUGAAAUUAUGCCCUGUCUUUUGUUUCUGUUGCCAGUAGUUGUUUAAAGCGGAGAGUGCCAGAGUUCAACUAACCUUCAAUUAAAAACCAAGAGAAGGAACGGUUUGCUUCUUGGUUUGUCAACACUGUGUAGUGUCUCCAUUCACCAUCAACUGGUCAGAAUACCCACGGUUUAUUUAUCAGUAAAAUGGGAAAGAUCAAGUGAACCUUCUAGUCUGGCUUUAUAGUUUUAGUGGAAAUUGCUGAGCAAUAUGAAUGCAUUUACAAGUGUAUAUUUGUGGGUAUACGUUUGUGUACCCAUAUAUUUCUAACCCUGCUCAGAUUUAAACUACUCUUCAGUAAGAGUUCUCAGAGAUGAAAUUGCAGGACUUGUCAGCUCUUGCUACACCUUUUUGAAGAGCAUAUAGUUGAAAAGUCAAGGCAUAGAUCUACCAGUUGCCAUGCUUCCCUGAUAGCACAGCAAGUCCCCUCAUCAUAAGAAGGAAAAAAGUCUGUCUCAACUCAAACUCUUGAUGUGAGUUACACAAGAUGCAACGUUAUGCCAGUAUGAGAGGUCCUGGCUCUGUUCCAGAUUGUAGAAACUGGAUUUGCAAUUGCCUUAUUUACAAGGUCUUUGGGAUGGGAUGAUGUCACCCUUUGUACCUAUCUGGUAUCUACCAUGAUGAGGCCUUGAUCCUGGCUGAGGGUGCUGGCUGUUUGAUGAAUGCUGAACUGGGAAGCAACCAUAAGAAACCUGAAUUUCUAAUGCACUUUGAAACACUUGAGCUCAAACAAACUGAUACUUAUAAAACCACCAAGACAUUUGCCACUUGUCACUAGCUCUUAUGCAGUCAUUGGUAUGUCAGUUCUCUUCCAGUUCUUCCACCCUUGGCCUAUGACAGAGCAAACUGCCUGCUUAUCUGUCACACUUGCAACUGGAACUGAGCUGCUCUGGGCUUAGAAGAAGUUGGUUGGUUCUAAGAUCAAGGAUUUUCUGACUCUGGAAGGACAGCAAAUAAAACACAGUCCUUUAUACUGAGGAGUUUGAAAGGGAAUGAUUCUAGGUCUUAGGAGAGAAAACACAGCACUGUCUGUGUGUGUCUGGAGUUGCCUUUUCCUUCUGUCUCUCUGAAGAGAGUAGACAAGCAGAAGUAUAAUUGCCCAUGGUGUGGAGCAUCCCCAGGCAGUGGAGGCAGACUGGCUCUUGCCUCAUCUCUCUACUGAGUCUGGGAGCUCUGCAUCACUGCUGGCAAAUGCAGAGCAAGGACUGCUGCUCUUCCUAACAUAGGCUUCCUGGGGAUUCAUCCACAUCCUCUGCUUCAUUGACUCGGAGGACAUAAGGGAAGAGGAGAAGGGAAAGCAGUAGAAGGCUGAGCAGAUGCAGGAGGUGGAGGCUCUGCUGGAUAGUAAUGCUGAGACAAGCCUGUCCUCUUCUACAGAUUGUGCUUUCUCUCUAAGCUUUGAAACCAUUCAUGGAAGCUGAUGGGAAUGCCCUUGUUCCCUUGCGUCAGAAGGCAAAAAAGAAAAGUCAAGGGUUCUUUAUAAUGAGUCGACGGAGGAUAUCAUGUAAAGAACUGGGGCAAGCUGAUUGCCAAGGAUGGCUCUACAAAAAGAAGGAAAAGGGAGCUUUCAUUGGCAACAAAUGGAAAAAGUUCUGGUGUGUGCUGAAGGAGUCAUCGCUGUAUUGGUACAGCAGUCAGCUGGCUGAAAAAGCAGAAGGUUUUAUCAGACUUCCAGACUUCAGCGUGGACAGAGCAACGGAGUGCAAAAAAAAGCAUGCUAUUAAGAUCAGCCACCCACAGAUCAAGACAUUUUAUUUUGCUGCAGAAAAUGUUCUGGAAAUGAACACGUGGCUUAGCAAGUUGGGGGUGGCUGUAGAUCCUCAGGCACCCAAUGGAAAGAGCGAAGAAGAAUGUUAUAGUGAAAGUGAACAUGAUGACCCAGAAAUAACAGACACACCACCUUCCCCAUACGUGGCCCAGUCAUCACCUCCUCAGUUGCAGGAUCAACAGAAAUUGUCUUUGACAUCAACACUGUCGAGUGAAGCAUCUUGUUCUCUUUCCUCUCCUGAAAGCACUUUCAAUUCCCAAGAAUCAUCAUCUUCCUUGACGUCCAAAUUGGUUUAUUCUGAGAGGCAGUCCCUGCUGGACUUUGUUAACAGCUCUGCCACGGAAGAAAGUGAUCAGCCUUUAACCUUCUGUGUGCAGAUUCAAUCUGAUGAGCAGCCAGAAGUAGACUGUGAAGAAACAGCAGAAAGCCAGAUCUGCCCUGGUAGUGGACCUGAAAACACUUUCUUAGGUUUGGAUACACACUGCUUGACUGUGCCAGAUGCAGCAGGACAGAUAUCACUUGCCAAAGAUCAUGAAAAAUGUGAUGAUGAUGAGAUGGAGAGACUUUACAAGUCAUUAGAACAAGCAAGUCUGUCUCCCAUUGGUGAUCGUCGGCUGUCAACCAAGAAGGAGCUUAGGAAGUCAUUUAUCAAACGCAGCAAAAACCCCUCCAUUAAUGAGAAACUGCACAAAAUUCGAAUGCUGAACAGCACAUUAAAGUGUAAGGAACAUGACUUGGCUACAAUUAACCAGUUGUUAGAGGACCCAAAAUUGACGGCAAUGAAGUACAGAGAAUGGAGGAACACAAACAUCAUGCUAGUUCAAGACAUAUAUCAGCAACAGGAGGUCCAAGAUGUGUCUACAGAGAACAGCGAGGAGCAAGAGACAACUCCAAUGCCUGUCACUGAAAGUGUGAUAUGAAGCUAUAGAUUGACAGUUGAUUGCAAGACUUUUUUUCCCCUAAGGGUCUUCACACACAGACACUAUAAACUUCUGCAUUGUGAGGUGUUUUUUUUGUUUGUUUUUGGUUUUUUUUUGCCAAACUUUCUUCAUAAGAAAAACAACCCCUUCUCCAAAACUUACUUUCCUUUUGCAAAUUCCUCCAAAUUAAAAAAAAAAAGGAUACCUGAAUCUGGGCUAAGAAGAAUAUUUUAUGAAGCACUGAAUAAAUGUUUUUCCAUAUUGGGAGAAGUAACUGGUAUAUGUGCAAUUCCUGGAAGUCACAGUGCUGUAUGAUAUGAACUGUAUAGAUGUCAGAUUCUUAGCAUUGUAUUAAUAAUCGAACUUACUGAUAAAAGAAGCUACAACAGUGCCAACAGGAUUUAGUCUUCUCUCUACAUUUUGAACCUGCAAAGUAACUCAAAAUUUGUGUAUGUAUUUUUUUAUCUCUACAUUCAUUCACUUUGACUGCUCUACCAGUUUACACCAAGACAAACUGAGUAGAAAUUAUGCAUAAAUUUUUACUACAUGCCACUCUCAGGCACCCAGUUUUGUCAUGCCGAUGUUGUACGACACUGACAUUUAUUUAUGGACAAGACAAAAGUACUGCUGUUCCUCAUCAAGAAAAGAAGGUCUCUUUUUGUUUGGUAACAUGUAAAUCACUCUUCAGUGAGGUAAAUAGUACCUCAACAUAUUUCAACUUUUCUUAUGGAUUUGGCAGAACUUCCUGGAAGACUACUUGUUCCUUUUAAGGAAGCAUGAAUAUGUAGGAUACAAGUUCACUCCAGACUCCUAAAUCAAGCACGGUGAUCAAGUUUGAAAGCCAGAAGCUAAAAACUUAAAUUCCUGAUGUGAAAAACAUAAAGCAUAGCUGCAAAUGCAUUUGUAAAUAUAUGUCAUUUUAUGGCUUAUAUGAAUGUGACUAUGAAAUGUAUAUAUGUUUUAUUUAUAUAUUUAUAGAUGCUGAAUUUCCUAAUGUUGAUAGGAUCACAUGGACUAGACCCACUUAGAGAGUGCUUGCAUGAUGACUUGAAAUGCCUCUUUGUUCCAGUAUGAAUCACUGUAAGGCCUCUUGAACUGAGAAUACCUUGGUACUUCUACUGUGACCACUUUUUCUGUUUUCAAUUUAGCUUUGUGAUUCAGAUGAAGAAAAUCUGUGUAUUUUAAGGCAGGUAUAUAAGUUUUCUAGAAAACUUUGGGGUUUCUUUUUGGAUAAACAAGAACGAACACAUUAAGAGAUUUUGCUACAGGAUCAUACCAAUUUGGAAUCACCGCGUCCAAUACAGGGUUUUUUUUUGUUGUUGUUGUGGUUGUUUUUUUUGCCUUUCCAUAGUCAACAUGACUGCAAGUAGGAGGAACUGAGUGCUCAGUUUUGGAAAAUCAAGAAUUAACCUACCAUACCCCAAUUAAUGCCAUUACAAUGUACGGUGGGAAUCCGCUCUUCUGUUUGCUAUCUUGUAAAGAUAUUGUCAUUUGUUUUUAAUGGGGUUUAUCUUUUAAAGCAAAAUAUAGCAUAUUCACCUGUUACUAUCAGAGAUGUAUUUUACUGUUCCUUGAUCAAGAAAACAAAUGUUAGUGACAUUAAAUAUUUUCCACCUGCUUAGCAAUACUUCCAAUGUUUGAGAGUGCACUGUUAAUGGUCAGCAGGUUUCCUUUGAUACAGACAUUACUGGAGAAGGGUUGAGCAGAUGGUAGCUGGUUGAAUGCAGAGCUGCUCUCAGGAUGGUAUCAUUGCCUCAAAUAAAAGGUUUUGAGAGUGUAA
This is a messenger RNA of Coturnix japonica (Japanese quail), 5212 nucleotides long. RefSeq names its product interaction protein for cytohesin exchange factors 1 (gene IPCEF1). Lineage: Eukaryota; Metazoa; Chordata; Aves; Galliformes; Phasianidae. The record is from RefSeq and is a predicted model, not a curated record.